Molecule: messenger RNA, 2011 nt
Organism: Branchiostoma floridae (Florida lancelet)
Lineage: Eukaryota; Metazoa; Chordata; Leptocardii; Amphioxiformes; Branchiostomatidae
Product: crystal protein-like
Exons: 1
Coding region: 200-1882 (560 amino acids)
Molecular function (GO): cholinesterase activity
Source: RefSeq, a predicted model, not a curated record
CUUUUUCUCUAUUAUCCGUCGACAAUAUCCCUUUCUCUGUGCUCUCGCAUUAGAUGCGAGGCAAAGGUCGAAAGGUAAAUCAGUGGCCCAAGGUUUGUUUUCAUGUGACCACGACCUUUUGGACCUUACGAAAAAGUUGCUGAGGCAGCUCAAAGCACCUGCGGUUUUAUACGAUAUUCGUGUACAUAGCAUAUCAGCCAUGCUUUUCCUACGUGUUUCCCAGAUAUUGCUCUUUACAGCGAUGAUGGCGGGCAUAUCCGCCAUAGAUGAAGCUCCUGUCUUUCAAACGCAAUACGGAGCCGUGCGUGGCAUGUCUGUAAACGAAGGAGUCAUUGUUCUAGGACUACCAUUCGGACUGCCACCUGUUGAUGGACUCCGUUGGAAGCCUCCAGAGCCGUUCAACACGCCCUGGGCGCCCGGUAUCCGCGACGGCAGCGUGCCGGGCCCGGCAUGCCCGCGACACGGCUGCGGGCCCAACGAUGACGACCCCCAGCACGUCUGUCCCCGGGACGGGAAACUCAGUGAGGAUUGUUUGUAUCUCAAUAUAUUUGCCCCGUACACCGUAGUGAACUCUACUGUCAAGAUUCCCGUGUUGUUCUGGCUUCAUGGCGGAGGUUUUGACUCUGGUACCGGGUCAGCCCUGUGCUACGAUGGACGUUUUCUGGCUAACAAAACCAACACUGUUGUCGUCACCACCAACUACAGACUUGGAGCUCUUGGCUUCCUCGUGGCAGGUGAAGGAAAAGACGCGGCGACUGGAAACUACGGACUACUGGAUCAGAUCCUGGCGCUGGAAUGGGUCCAGGAAAACAUCGGCAACUUCGGGGGAGACAAAACUCACGUCACCAUUGUGGGACAAAGUGCAGGGUCCGAUUCGAUUGGCAUUCACAUGACCAACAACAGGUCUGCUGGCUUGUUUGAGAGAGCCAUUGUGUUGAGCCUGCCCUUCACUAUCAACCACAAGUCUCACUCUGAAGCUGCUCGUCUUGGGAACCGCUUCGCUGGACUACUGAACUGUUCCCAUGGCGACAUGACAUGUAUCCGCUCUAAGACCACAGAAGAAAUUUUAGACGCACAGGACAAGACAGGCACCUUCAUAGCAAACCCUUUCCAUCUGCUGGAGAUGUUCGUGCAGUGGGGACCGUAUAUAGACGGGGACAUCUUAGCGGAAGAACUCGUAGACAGGUUUGCAAAGGGACAGUUUCACAAAAAGCCCUUCAUCAUCGGUACAGUUACUGAAGAAGCAAGGCCCUACGUCUAUGGUGCAUUUAACAAGAACAUUUCAAAACUGGAGUUAGACGGGAUCGUGGUGGCUUUUCUAGGCGGGAAGGCAGAGAAGGCGAUCCGUGAGUACAACCCGCCACAGACCUCCGAUUAUCGGCCUUACCUGUCCAAAGCCGUCACAGACUGGGUCUUCACCUGUCCGACCCGUAACGCCAGCCGGAAUGCCGUCGAGGCAGGAGACACCGACGUCUGGCUAUCCGUUUUUGACCACUCCUGGUCGUUCAAACACGCCUGGGGCGACAGUACAUACUGUGACGGUCAUGUGUGUCAUGGCGAGAACGUGCCGUUUGUGUUUCAAACACCUCCACUGGCAAACAUCAGUCUGACUCCUAACGAGCAGGUCAUGGCGGACACCAUAGCCUACCACUACGGUAACUUCGCGCACACGGGAGAUCCUAACAAGCAAAACCAGCAUCUCGUGAGUCUAAAUCUCAACAUGUCAGAUACCUUAACCUGGCCAAGGUACAACAAUGAUAAUCAUUAUACGAUUCUUAACAUCACAACACCACAAAACACACUGAUACGGAACUAUCGACAGGACAAGUGUGACUUUUGGGACAAGGAAAACAUUUACAAUAGAGGAAACCAAGGAGGUUAGACUGAGCUACUCUUCAUCUUGUUCUGGGUUAUCACUACACAUGCAUAGGCUCUCAUGCAUCAUAUUUGAAAUGUGUAUUGUGUACGGUAAAAAGUCAUGCAGUAAAUAAAGAACGUCAAUACAAUGUCA